AUGGAUCAAACGCUGGUAACGUACAGUGCGGCGGAACGUAUCUGGAGUGGACCUCCGCGAAACUCCAUUUACAAGGAUGAUACUGCCUUCGGUGUCGUCAUAUUCCAAUCCAUGAAGAACUGGCCGAAGAACAUUUGUCAGAUAUGGGAUGAUGAAGGCGUGGCAGUGACCUUUGAAGAGGCACUCACGUGGGCCAUUCGCAUUGCUCAAUUCUUCAAGAGACGAGAAUUAAACCACAAGAAUAUCAUUGGGAUAGCAGCUGGUCACUCAAAGUAUUUGCUAUCUUUGGCAGUGGCCUGUCUGAUGAAUGGAACACCUUUCCACGCUCCACAUUCAGUGCUGGACGAAGCAACCUUAAGGUACGUCUUUUCGAUAACCAAGCCAAAUUUGAUAUUUUGCGAUGGAAAGGAUUUCGAAAAAGUCAAGGCAGCAACGAUUGAAUGGCAACCGGAAAUCUAUACUCUAACGGAUCACGUUGAGGGAGUGCCGAACAUAGAAUCCCUCUUGGAACCUACCACCACCGAAAUGUCCUACCAGCCAGAACCUUUGGUUGAUGGGUGCGACCAAACCGUGGCAUUGCUCUGCUCCUCCGGAACCACUGGACUGCCAAAGGUGGUUUGCAUUGAGAAUCGAAGGCUCUUGCAUUUCCUGAUACCGCCCAUAAACAGCGAAUCAAUUGUAUUUCAAGCCACUGCCAUUGACUGGUUAGGAGGAAUUGCCUUGCUUAUCUUUAACACUACAUUGGGUUGCACCCGCAUUCUGAGCAGAAAUCCCUUUACUUCCGAGUAUAUUGUGCAUCUGGUGAGGAAGUACAAAAUUGACAUCUUGGCCCUUGCACCUCUUCCUUUCACGGCUCUCGUGAAUUGUCCUGAUGCCACCGCUGAGGCCUUAUCCUCCAUACGCCAAGUUUUUUACGUCGGUGGAUCUAUUGCGCUGACGACGAUACAAAAAGGCCAGAAACUUAUGGGGAAUGCAAGCAUCGGCACUGUAUAUGCAAGUACCGAGGCCACAUCUAUAACUGCUAUCUAUAAAAUUGAAAAAGGAAACCCCAUGGGCAAACCAGUGGCGGGUGUCAAAAUUCGCAUUGUAGGCGAGAACGGAGAGAAUCUCACGUACAACCAAGUGGGUGAGAUACUUGUCCACAAUGGACUGACUUGGCAGGGAUACUACGGAAAUCCGGAGGCAACACGCGAAUCGCAGGACUCCGAGGGCUGGCACCACACAGGCGACAUGGGAUACUUCAAUGAGGAUAACUUGCUGUACAUGGUUGAUCGCUGUAAGGACAUCCUCAAGUACGAAGCCAUGCACUACUGGCCAGGUGAGAUCGAAGCUGUGAUUUUGGAGUUGCCGCAAGUGCAGAACGUAUGCGUAGUGGGCAUCCGCGAUGAACUCGAGAACGAUGCUGCCGGUGCCUUGGUUGUCCUUAAAAAAGGAUCAACUAUAAGUGCCAAGGAGAUUGUGGAGCAUGUGGUUAAAAAAUUACCUCCAGUGCAUAAACAGCUUCAUGCUGGAGUUCAGUUCACCAAUGAACUGCCUACAAAUCCCAAUGGAAAAGUUGUGCGCAAGCGUGCUAUCGGGAUGUUUAACGCCUUAAAAGCUGCUUAAAAAAUUCAUUAAAAAUAAGAGUCUAUUGUGUUGCAUAUUUGUCAUAAAAUUUAUGAAAACAGAUAACAAGACUCCAAACCAGAAUAAAAAGUGGUGGCAGUCACCUUUGGUUAAAUAUGAACACUAA
Drosophila serrata is the source of this 1732-nucleotide messenger RNA. RefSeq lists its product as uncharacterized. The record is from RefSeq and is a predicted model, not a curated record. Gene Ontology annotation, biological process: fatty-acyl-CoA biosynthetic process; long-chain fatty acid metabolic process. NCBI's taxonomy places the organism in Eukaryota, Metazoa, Arthropoda, Insecta, Diptera, Drosophilidae. Gene Ontology annotation, molecular function: long-chain fatty acid-CoA ligase activity.